Molecule: messenger RNA, 1205 nt
Organism: Paramecium octaurelia
Lineage: Eukaryota; Ciliophora; Oligohymenophorea; Peniculida; Parameciidae
Source: the annotation of a GenBank genome assembly
AUGAUAGAGUAAAUGUUCUAUUUCAAAUUAUCAAUUCUAAAUAUUAUGAAAUAAUUGAAAAUGGUUAUCAAAUAACAUAGAUUUUCAAAACAUUUUUAGAAAAAGGAGUUGUAUGAUAUUUUAUCAGAUUAGUAUCAAAGUGUAAAAGUGAGAAACCUGAAACUUUCAAAAUAAUUCUCAGGGCAUUAUAGUAAAUUAGCCAAGAUUAAACCAAUGAUGAAAAUGGUGAAUGUUUGAAGAUAGCAUAUAGAAUUUGAUUUAUUUCUUUCAGAGAUUAUAAUAGAUAUUGAUGAAGAAUAACAAUUAAUUAAUGCCUGUUGGGGAUAGGGUUAUUUAAGUGAAAAUGAUAAUCAAAUACAUUAUUAGUUAAAUUUGGAGUCAUUGAAAAAUUAAUUAUGCUAUAGAGCUUUUCAUUUGUUUCAUUGCACUGGAUUCACAAAACAAUAAUAUUCUAUACCUACCUUUAGGAUUUCAGGAUAUAUUUAACUGGAACUGAAGAAUUACGAUUUUUAAAAGCAGGAGUCUUAAAGGUUUUUAUUAUCUUACUAAAACAAUAAAAUAUUUAAUCAAUUUGACAAGAUGUAAAACAAUAAUGAUUUUCAAGGUCUGUUGGUCAUUAUCUAAUAUAGCUGCUGGCACUGUAACUUAAAUAUAAUAGACUAUUACUAGAGAUUCAGGGUUGGUUUUUCUGUCUUAGCGUAAUCUUAUAAAUAGUGAUAUAAUAAAGCAAAAAAUCCCUGGCGGCCAAUUUUGGAAGACCUUCUUUGAUGUGUGUUAACGUUGCCCACUAUAAAGAGCUUUUAGAAGGCAACGAAUCCUAGUACCUACAGGAAGACUUUCUGUGUGUUUUGCUUCACUCAUUCUGCCUAUUGUUAGACGCGAAGGCCACUGGAUUAGAAGCUACUCUGGAGAGAGCUUCGUGGAAGCCCGACUGUUUUGCUUGUUCUUGCCUGUUGCUAGGUAAAUGGUUUUGGAUACUACAUUCUUCUAUUGAUAAAAAAAUAAUAUUGGAAGCCCAAUUUUUCUUCUUGACUUGUUUUGCUAUUGCUAGAUCCCAAAAUCCCUUUGUUAUUGCUUUGCGGGAAAUUUUAUUUUCGAAUACCUUUUUUAAUUGCUUCUAGAUCAAAUUUAUCCUCAAAUCCUUAUUGCUUUCAAGUAAAUUAUUUUAUUUUCUUUUUUGCUUUCUUUAAAUUUCAUUAAUUUGA